Molecule: messenger RNA, 854 nt
Organism: Telopea speciosissima
Lineage: Eukaryota; Viridiplantae; Streptophyta; Magnoliopsida; Proteales; Proteaceae
Product: auxin transporter-like protein 2
Exons: 4
Coding region: 123-800 (225 amino acids)
Cellular component (GO): plasma membrane
Source: RefSeq, a predicted model, not a curated record
CUCUAGUUCACGGCCAAGUUGACGGAGUUCAACACACAGCGCCGACGAAACUGGUUCUGUAUUUCACCGGCGCUACCAAUAUCCUCUACACUUUCGGUGGACACGCUGUUACUGUGGAAAUAAUGCAUGCGAUGUGGAAACCACAGAAAUUCAAGUACAUAUACUUGCUGGCAACACUGUACGUGUUCACGUUAACGCUUCCGUCGGCAGCUUCUGUGUACUGGGCUUUCGGUGACCAGCUUCUCAACCACUCCAACGCCUUCUCCCUUCUUCCCAAGAACGGCUUUCGUGAUGCCGCCGUUAUCUUGAUGCUCAUUCACCAGUUUAUAACAUUUGGGUUCGCAUGUACGCCUUUGUAUUUUGUGUGGGAGAAGGUGAUAGGAAUGCAUGACACCAAGAGUAUAUGCUUGAGAGCGCUGGCGAGGUUGCCUGUGGUGAUACCGAUUUGGUUUCUGGCCAUAAUCUUUCCAUUCUUUGGGCCUAUCAACUCCGCCGUUGGUGCUCUCUUGGUUAGCUUCACCGUCUACAUUAUCCCUUCUCUUGCUCAUAUGCUCACCUACCGGAAAGCCUCUGCUAGACAGAAUGCUGCGGAGAAGCCUCCUUUCUUCCUACCAAGUUGGACCGCAAUGUUUGUGAUCAAUUCGUUUAUUGUCGUGUGGAUACUUGUGGUCGGGUUUGGGUUCGGUGGUUGGGCCAGUAUGACCAAUUUCAUCAGGCAAGUUGACACGUUCGGCCUCUUUGCCAAGUGUUAUCAGUGUAAGGCGCCUCCUUCAGCUGCUCCUGCUCCCAAACAUCAGUAGUAAACCAAGUCUUAAUUAUGAUGAAGAACCGGGUUGGGCCAAACCCGUCCACAA